This is a messenger RNA of Poecilia reticulata (guppy), 6783 nucleotides long. RefSeq names its product CACN subunit beta associated regulatory protein b (gene cbarpb). The record is from RefSeq and is a predicted model, not a curated record. Gene Ontology annotation, cellular component: secretory granule; plasma membrane. Gene Ontology annotation, molecular function: transmembrane transporter binding. Gene Ontology annotation, biological process: negative regulation of calcium ion-dependent exocytosis; negative regulation of voltage-gated calcium channel activity. NCBI's taxonomy places the organism in Eukaryota, Metazoa, Chordata, Actinopteri, Cyprinodontiformes, Poeciliidae.
ACGGUGGCGUUUCAUUCAUAAAUACUUUUUUAGCUUUAAAAAGAACACAUUGAAGUGCUCACAGGAGUGUUUUGUGUUGCUGCCUUCGACCCCUCCACCUCCCGUAUGGACCAGGCUGGUCGAGUAGCCAUGCAGCGCUUUCGUCCCGUUACUCCGAGGCCAGCGGGCCGGUCCUGAGGGGGGAAGCACUGCUGCUCUGGCUCAGUCGGCUGAGGAUGCAGCAAGGGAGCUGAGGAGGAGAGUCCUGAGCUAUACAGCCUAACUCACUCACACACACACAUACACACACACACAAAUCCAGAGCUGCUGCUGCUGCUGCUGCUGCUGCUGCUGCUGCUGCGCUGCCCUCCAUCAGGGUAAGAUCACUGGGCUGGCAGAAAGCAGGAUGUGGUGCAGCAAUAUACUGCAAAGCAAACCAUUCUUUCUUAGAUGGCUUACAAGUGUAUGGAAGUCAGAUGGGAACUAGGUAACAGAUUAAAGCUUGUGUUGCUGAAGUUGAGUGCUGCAGUGAUUGACUGGCAAGCAAGAAGAGCUGAAUGCUGCUGGCAUGUUGCUUCUUCCUCGCUGGGGGGACUCUUUAGCUGGCUAGGACCAUGAGCAAUGAGUCUACCGUCUGGAACAUCCUACCAGAAAACUCCACAGAGAUCCCACUUGAGCCCGAGGAGCAGCCAGAUGGCCACGUGCUCCUCCUGGUGAUCCUCUCUGUCUUUCUGGUAGGAACGCUGGUCAGCAUCUCUGUCUUCCUCGUCGUUUGCCGCCGCCGCUGCUACCGAGGAGGGCGCUUCUGUGACAGGGCCGACGAUGACCCAGAGAAAACUGUCACUUAUGUGGAGGAGUCUCAACCCACCCAUGAAAUCACUAUCAGGGUGGAUGAGUCAGACUGCCUGUCCAUGGCCAGCUCUCACAACCAAGAGACAGAGCGCUUCCUGUCCACCGGCCCCACAGGCCGCCGUGUCUCCUUCAAUGAAGCUGCUCUCUUUGAUCAUGGCAAGAAAACCCAGGAGAAAGGCCGCAGGUACACUCUGACCGAAGGCGACUUCCACCACCUGAAGAACGCGCGGCUCACAAACCUCAACAUCCCCCCGCCGGCACUCAAAAUCGUCACAAUUCACGAGUGUGACUCGGCUGAAAACACCAUCACGUCAACGACCCGUCCUGUGGCUAAAUCAGCUCUUUCCAUAUUCCAGCCAAUGCUUUGCCCUCUGCCACAAACACCGCUGAUCAAUUUAAGCGUAAAUCCCAGCUGUGCCCUCCCCGGGGAUGCCCUGAAUUCUGUGGUUGACACCAACUUCUGUGAGAAAUCUGCAGCUCUCGGCUCAACGAAGCCGACCUCCAGCUCUAUCGAGAUGAUGCGAGCGAGGCCCCGGGACAGGGGCAGCAGUGUAGGAGAGGCAGCGCCGACGAUGGGUAACAGCGGUGCGGGCCCCACCGGUGGCAUCGUGGGAAGUCCGAGGCCCGUCCUGCAGUUUCUCACCAAACUUCGGCGCCAUGCUAGUCUGGAGGGGGCCAGCCCCUACUUCAAAAUAAAAAAGUGGAAGCUGGACAGCAGCCAGAGAGCAUCCAGCCUGGACACGAGAGGCUCUCCCAAGCGGAGGCAGUUCCAGCGCCAGCGAGCCGCCAGCGAGAGCAUGGACCAGGACGACAAUGACACUCACCACAUAGACCUCAUCCAGUACAUUGCCCGCACCCAGGAUGUCCCCUACUAUCAGAGCCAGCCCACCACACGCCUCCUGUCACCCCCAUCCACACCACCCCCCUCCCUCGGCAGGGUAGAGGUAGAGGUGGUGGUGGAGCCCAGCUGCAGCCGUGGAGGACCGGGGGUGAUUGGCUUGUCCCCUGAUCCGCAAGAAGAGAUCCUCUCUGUGGUGAGGACGGAAGGCGGCUACUCCCCAGACUCCUUCCAACCCCAGGAUUCACAGUCACUUUACCGAGACAUCUGGACACUACGCGCAUCGCUAGAACAGUACGCUGCCUCCGACCAGAGCAGCAACAACGACAGGAACUCGGUUUGCAGCGAUGCUGACAGUGUUUGUUCGCUGAGUGUACGCACAGACGCUGAAAAAGGAGGGCUUCCCAGUUACCCGUCCCAGGACCUGGGCGAUGAGGUGGAGGGUGGAGAGGAGGACAAGGACUUCUUUGCAUAUGCAGAUGAGAAGUUGGGUAUGCAAGAGUCACUAAAGAGAAAACAUGGUAGCACAGAAUCAGAGCGUGGGGGUAGUGAUGGAGAAUCGGGGACUCGUAAACUGUUACAGAUGGACAGCGGCUAUGCGUCAAUAGAGGCUCCGUCUCGAGGUCCGGAGGACCUGAGGCUGUUUAGCAGCAGCAGCAUCACCGACAGCCCUAAAGACAGAACUGCCCAUGAGAAAAGGCAUCAUUUCACCAAUGCGGGGCGAACGGGCACUAUCGGCGAGAGCUUCGAGUCUCACCUCUUCGAAGAAGAACCUGAAGAUGAGUUGUUGCUGGGUGCCAGUGGAGGAGUUCCCAUGGAGAUAGGUGCUAGCGCUUUAAGCUGGCUGCCAUAUGGUCAGAUGCUCAACCCUCGAGAGGCUGCACAGCCUCCAGCUCAACCAAUAACCCUUCAUCGGCGCGACUACAGCAUAGACGAGAAAACAGAUGCGCUCUUCCAUGAGUUCCUCCGCCACGAUCCUCAGUUUGACCUGCAGGAGUCGCCAAGAAAACACCGCUCCCGCAUUCACCUCCGUAAGCAGUGGCAGCGUCACAAACAGUGGAGUGACCCCGGAGUAAGACACUUCCAAACCUCCUUUGAAAGACACCGUGUCCCACUGCGGAGGGGAGAAAGCGUAAACUACCCCUUGGACACGAGCUACCACAGCACACUGCCCCGCAUCGUCAGCGCACCUGACGAGGAGACCAGCGACGGAACUGGCAGCACUCCUGACACCCCAAAGGUCGAGCCAACGUCUACUGAGUCUGAGUUGAGGAACAAGAAACUUCCGGUCACAGAUUCAGAGGAACGCACAUCCUCCUCUCUUCCACCUCUUCAGCCCUCAUUAUUUGAAAAAGAUGGAGGGCUGGUUGAGCAACUUGACACUCAGGAGGACAGCAAACAAUGCGGGCACCCUCCUGAGCCCCCGGACGAGCGCUCUCCUCCUCACCCGCCUAACUCCUCAGGUUACGGCCCUCAAACUAUCACAGCAGAGCUCACGGACAAGCUGACUUCUAUCCUGGACGAGAGGCUGUAUGCCGCCCUUCGCCGGACCAAGGACACACCCACCGAGUGUGUAACCGUAACAGCCGCACAUGCCUCCCCAGACCACAGCCCAGUGUAGCAGGGCUCCAGUCAUCGACAUUGUCAGCCUCACUUUUCCUCAUACACAAUUUGUAUUGGUUUUAGUUUGUGUUCUUUUGCGCAUGGCUUGAGUGGUAAAAUCUAGAGCCAUGAAUAAAACAUACAAAUUACACGUUGAACCAGUCCACAAAUUAAGCCUACAGACCAAGAGAUCUAAAAGAAAUGUACUCAAUGUUAAGCAUUUUGAAUGUGUUUCAUGUUCACAUCUUUGCAGCUUCCAAAUGAACAUGAUUGAUUGUGGAAAACAAAAGAUAAGCAGAGAAAAAUGUCAGAACAUCCCAGCUGCUUUACUGAUAACUGUAUCCUUUUCGGCCAUUUCUACGUUUGGAUUCAGUUUGUGUUGCCAAUUAUGUCUUUCCAGUUAGAAAACCUGAAGCUGGACGCAGGUUCAGCCUCUGCUCACUGAUCCACUGUGAAACCAGGUGCUAUUAGACAAAUGAAAAGCUCUCGAAUUGAGUACAACAGUUAGCUGCCAGUCAUAAUUAGCUGAACUAAAUGAAGGAUUAAAAUUUUAAUUAAUCUGUCAAGACCAUAUCAGACAAAUUAAUCUCCAUACUGGUAGAUUCUAUGUCACUUUAAACCUUGCGAGAAAAGGUUCAAACUGGUUGUGUAAAUCAACAAGCUUUACAACCUUCUCAGAGACGAGGCAAACUUCUUGUAAAAUGUAUUCUUUUGAAGGGAACCUAUUUAUAUUUCUCUUUGCUGAGUCCAUUCCGUAACUUUGUUGCUGAUUUCUUGUUUGCUUUAUUUUUCUUGUUUUACUUAAUGGGUACUUCUACGUUUUAGAACACCUGGAUUGCGUAAAGAACAAUUUAGAAACUGUGCGAGGUGUAUCCGUAGGAACUCGAUAAGCUCUUAGCACUUGGCGCAGCACUGACACCACGUGUCUCUGUCUUGGCAGGAAAAAAGCAGACCUUUUUGUUUACAGGUUUACAGCUAUCUUUUAGGCAGUUACGCAAGAACUACUGAACAUGAUGGGUAUUUAUUGUGAUAAAUCUUUCAAAACCACGCUAAGCUCUCAAAACAUGCGCUACCUUUCGGCAUACACUGAUCAUAACGUUGUGACCUCUGGCAGGUGGCGUGAAAGGAAAAACUUCAAAGUGUGGGAUUAAGACACUUUUUCACCAUCUCUUUGUGGUUUUGCGAAGUUGGCCAACCGUGGGCUCUCCCGUGGCUCACAAAGCGAGGUGUAGGCAGGGCCCAGCGUUAGAUGACUUCUGAAAGAAUAAGCAACUUUGCCUCUCCAGAAUAUAAAGAAGCAAUUAAAGCUGUGCUGCAAAGACACACUGAGUCCACCUUUAUGAAGUUUGGCGCUUAUGAUUUUUAGCCAUACGCACACAGGACAAGCUGCUCUGAAAUAUGGCUACAGAUAUAAAAAAAAUACAAAUAAAAAAAAAAUCACUGGACUUCAACAAAGUGUAGUGUUUUCAGGAACAGGUGUGGGAAAUAGAAAACACAUCACAGAUGUGAUUUUUUUUUUUUUACGUAUAAUGGUUGAUGAUCUCUCAAACCUUUAGUCGUUCCAAAAUUCUAGUAUGAGUUUUGAAAGCUCACGCAUGCAUGGACCAUUGAACGACUAGGGGAAUCCCAGAGAGAGCUUGGUCAAUGUGGAUUUACCAUGGAGCUUUUUUGCAAGGGAGGCUUCUGAUUAUAUCUUCAUCGUGACAUAUGUUACUGUAUGGAAAACAGGCAGUAAGUGAAGAGUUUGUUCCACCAACUGAUGGGUUGGAAAGAGUUUGAUCAGGGGGAAACUGGUGUGUUUUGAGAAAGGGGUCAUAGUAUUUCCAAACUUUUGUUCAGUGAGCAUCAGUAUCUGUCAAACGUGGUCCAAGGAGGUGAAUUGGCAAUGGGGAAGUAGCUCACAUUGGAGUGAAGGCCAGACUGUAUGAGCCGAACCAACAAACCUACCAAGGUAGAUCAUGUACAAUUUUUCAAAGACUUUAGCAACAGGACGUUUUGUGCUUCAUUUGGCCUCCAAAUUCCUUAGAUUUCUGAACAACCAAUACAUUGUAAAGCAGGUCGUCAUUUUAAACUUGAUCUGUACAUGCCGCUGUCCUUAUUGGGUUUCCUUUGUCUCCUGCUAAAAACAAAUCAAAACAACAACAAAAAAAAACUUUUUUCAAAAUUGACCUGAACAAAAAUCUAAUUGAUUUACUCCUUGUGUGCGAUUCCAGGAAACAGCAGCUACCAUUCAAGUAAAAUAAGAACAUUUUAUUAUUUAUUAGGAGUACAGUGAGGACGCACUACAGUACGUUAUUAAUCUUGAGCACCUUUGUCAGCUUGAUCAUAAACUGCUUGCGCUCAUAAAGUUUUCCUCAGAUGGGCUGUAGAAAUCCCUGCCUCUGUAAUGUGGAGCAAGGGGAUCACUGCAGACGACGGGGAUAAAUAUUAACAAUAAGAGGAGGAGGGAAGUCCUCCUUGCAUCCCCCAACAUCCUCUAAGGCUGUUGCCCUGCAGUAAAUGCAAAGGGCUCUUUCUCUAUUUAUUUGGGUGGAUGAUGAUGAUAAUACCUCUCUCCUGUCUGCCCAGAUUAUAUCUUCUCCUUCUGCAUGAAAAGAGUCUUCUUUUAUUGCAAAGUGGGCAAGAGCUGAAUUCCUUCCCUGACAGAGAUGAAAGAACGUGAAUGCAAAUAGGAGAGACCGGAGAGCCUUAUGAUUGCUGCUCUUUCCUUUCAUUCACGCCACAUGCAUAUUGAACCAUUACGGCCCAAAUAUUUGAUGUCAUCAGCAAGAGGGUAAUACGAUACACCAGCAGGAUAAAAGGUUUCUUGUGAAACAGAAGGACAACUGCUUUCCCUGCACAUCGAAAGCCUGAAACAUCUGCGACAACAACAGUUUAGAAACCACAGAGAAAAUGGCCAUAUUUAUUAAGUGGAAUAGUGCAGAUGUAAAAUAAGAUAUAUAUGUAAUACAGUUUGCCGUGCAUUCCAGCACAAUAUCGCAAGAGCUAGACUAAAUCAAUGUUCUUCAUUAGAUUUAGACUGAUAACUGUAAAAGUGAAGUAAACGGUGUUUGUAUACAAUCAGUAGCCUGUCAAAUGCAUUGGUGCCAUAGCCACAUGUAGGACUGCAUGAGAGUUCACAUUUAAAAACAGAAUCUUUAUCCUUUCUCAGAUUUAUGGUAAAAUAAAAAAAUAAUCAAGUCCAUAAUUUAUAAUUAUUUGUUAAAAGGCAGAGACAUUUUGUAUGUUAGGGAAUUCACUUUUAAACAGUCAGACUCAAACAGUGUAACCCCAUUAGAUUUUGUGCAAUUUUUCUUAAAAAAAAAAAAAAAAAAAAGUAAAUCUGUAUUAUUUACUUGUUUGUGAACUUAAUUUCUUUUGGGGAAGAAAUGUGAUGAGCUUUCAUAGCAACUUAGCUACUGUUGAGUCGAACCUAUUUAACCUUAAGGGACCAAAUUGUUUGGAAAAAAAAAAAAAAGAAAAGUGUUAUUUUAGGCUUGUUUUACAAUCUGUCAAUAAAAGAAUGAAGCGAA